AUGAUGCUGGUACAGAGCGACUUCGGCGACGACGCCGCCAACACCCUGCUGCGGCAGGCCAAAAGAGCUUCGGAAGCUUGUGAGAUGGCGAACGGUGUCCUGCAGAUGCUGCCCUCUUCCAUCACCGACGGCGUCCGGAGGUUCGAGUUGUCCGUCCUCUUCAAUGCGCAGGGCCUGCCAGAGGUCUGUGUCGUUGCCCGGCGAUCGGAUCCAGACGCUUCGCAAGGAGAUGCUGGUGCGGCGAGCUUGGCAGGAAUCUGGGAGGUGGAGCACUUCUGGAAGGACCGCCUGCCGGCUAUCUUCGAUUCCUUAACGACGCUCCAGAAGCAUUUUACCGGAGGGGCAGAUGCCGAAGAGACGGGUGAGACUACCCUCGAGGACCUCAGCAGCGGUGAGUCGCUGUGGGAGUCUCGGGUCUGGAGCGACAUCAGCGUUUCCGACUUCAGGACCCUGCUGUUGGAGCGGGAUGACCUGCGCCGCACAGUGAAGUCGAUGCAGCAGGCAUUGGAGACGUCCACACCUGCGCGGCCCGCGCGGGGCCGCCUGUCUUCUUUCGCUCUCAGUGGCUUGCGACGAUCCCUGAGCCCGGCGGCGCUCUUGCGCUCCACGAGCUCGCGGCUAAAGUCCGAAG
Molecule: messenger RNA, 631 nt
Organism: Symbiodinium necroappetens
Lineage: Eukaryota; Dinophyceae; Suessiales; Symbiodiniaceae
Source: the annotation of a GenBank genome assembly